AAAAAUAAUACUCCCUAUGAAAAUAGGGACGGAAUAACACAGAUGAUUAGCGGCAAUUUCUUUUUGUUCCCGAGUUACUCCUGACACACAUCACCACGGAACCGGCAGCUUCCUUCAAAAUCGUUGAUACCACCCACCGCCGGCAAUGUCGGCGGCCAAACACUUGCAGUUACCGACACCUUUUGCCGCCGUCUGCACUCUCCAAGGCUCCAUCGUCACCCUUGCCGUUCUAACUUUAGUCUCCUUCAGUUGCAUCUCGCUGAAGUCUCUCAAUUCACCUUCGCUCGGAACCUCCACAAAUCCUUCUCCUUUCCAACACGACUUGGUAAUAAAUUCGGCAUCUAAUGACACUGAAAGUUCGAAACUUAUUGAAGCACCAGUGGAGUUAUUAUCACCUGUGGAGAAUCAAUUGUCAGAUGUGUAUCAUUCACCAGAUGUAUUCAGAUUGAACUAUGCCAAAAUGGAGAAAAAGUUCAAGGUGUAUAUAUAUCCAGAUGGUGAUCCGAAUACGUUUUAUCAGACUCCAAGGAAGCUGACUGGGAAGUACGCCAGCGAGGGCUAUUUUUUUCAGAAUAUUAGGGAGAGUAAGUUUGUUACAGACGAUCCAGAUGAGGCUCACUUGUUCUUUAUUCCAAUAUCUUGCCAUAAGAUGAGAGGAAAGGGAACAUCCUACGAGAACAUGACGAUAAUUGUACAGAACUAUGUGGAGAGCUUAAUUGCAAAGUAUCCAUACUGGAACAGAACACUUGGCGCUGAUCACUUUUUCGUUACAUGCCAUGAUGUUGGUGUGAGGGCUACUGAAGGGCAUCCAUUUCUCAUUAAGAACUCCAUUCGUGUUGUGUGCUCCCCAAGCUAUGAUGUUGGAUAUAUUCCACACAAAGAUGUUGCCCUCCCACAAGUUUUGCAACCAUUUGCCCUUCCAGCAGGUGGAAAUGAUGUGGAGAAUAGGACAUCUCUGGGGUUCUGGGCGGGCCAUAGGAACUCAAAAAUUAGGGUCAUCUUGGCGCGUGUGUGGGAGAAUGACACAGAGCUUGAUAUAUCUAACAACAGGAUAAACAGGGCCACUGGGCAUCUACUCUAUCAAAAGAGAUUUUACAGGACUAAGUUCUGCAUAUGCCCUGGUGGCUCUCAGGUCAAUAGUGCUCGCAUAGCAGACUCCAUACACUAUGGGUGCAUUCCAGUGAUACUCUCUAAUUAUUAUGACUUGCCAUUCAAUGACAUUCUCAAUUGGCAUAAAUUUGCGGUCGUACUCAGGGAGAAGGAUGUAUAUGAGCUAAAGCAGAUUCUCAAAAACACUACUCAAGAAGAAUUUGUGACUUUGCAUUACAAUUUACUUAAGAUCCAAAAACAUUUCCAGUGGAAUACACCUCCUAUCAAAUAUGACGCUUUUCAUAUGGUCAUGUAUGAACUAUGGUUGCGGCACCGUGUGGUCAAGUAUUGAGAUGCAACAUAGCAACAUGAACUUAACCUCAGAAGCUUGCUGGCUCUGAAAUACCACCGAGUGAAGUCAAAUAUGAUGCCUCCCUGACAAUGAACUUUACUUCAGAUACAUGCAUAAGGUUGUAAAUAACGGCAUGAUAAUUUGGUUUUUUGGUUUUGUUUUUUAAUCUGUUCUUCAUUCUUUAGUUAUCCCUUGCAUGUGUUUUGAUUAGUUCCUUCUCUUUUUACCCGUGGGAAGUGGGAACUGGAGGCAAAACUGACUGAGCUCAAGAUAAUCUAUUUCUCUGUAUGUUUAUAGGUUCUUUUUGUACCUAACAAGUAACCUCGAGCUGUGGAAAUUGCAGCAGUUUAAGAAUCUGCUAGGCAUGCCAAACUGAAAUAUUUGCACGGUUAGAGUUCUUAUAACGUUCUGUGUUAUCUACUGGGUGAGUGCUCGACGAGUGCUAGCAACUCGGGGGGUGGCUGUUUCGUUUAGCAAUCCAACUCGGCUCGUCCUGUUUUUUCGAGUUACUCGCCGAGUACUCGGCGUGUUUCUUGACUCAGGAAAAAAUCUUGAAUCGGCGAGUUACUCGGCUAGGCAUAAAUUGUUUUUUGUUAUAUCUGAAAAUUUAAAUAAAUAGGGAUAUUGCGGAUUGUAUAAAUAAUGAGCGGGUAUUUUAAAAAUUGGAAAUAAACCUUGAAAAGUCGAGGUUUAGAAUUAUUUCAUACAUCUACUCAUUCGAGCAGUUCCUCCUAAUCUCUAGGUAAGUUAUACUCUUCCAUGACUCUAUCUUCUUGUUCGUUCCUUCUUCAUUAGUUUUUUUCAUAUCUAAGAAUUAUGAGAAUAAUAUAUUAUUCCGUACUAUAAUUUCAGAUAUUUAUAUUCAUUUGAAAUUAGUUAUAUAGGACCGAGUAGCCUCCAAGUAAUCCCGUGUAUUCGGUCCUACUUGGCAUUCGCUACUCGGCCUGUCGGCCCUUGACUGAGUAACUGAGUUGCUACCAAGUAGCGAUGUAACUACUCAGAUAUCAUUAUUACUUUCCAGAAAACAAUCCCUUGGCAGAGACUAAGCCUUGCUCACUCAAGAUUCAAUCCAUGACUCAAUAUGGUGAGGCCACAUGUGACACUGAUUUGUCUGAUUAUAUUUUCCCAUCCUUUUAGUACACCUGAUGCGCUUCAAGUCCUGAGAUUGACACAAAUAUUCCUGUGCAUCAGUUCCGCACUUCCACGGGGUUGGGCUAGAGUUUUUUGCUUCGACCCACUUUUUGUUUGGUGGACUUGGUUCGGUUCCGGACAGGCCGGUCCUGAGUAACUUUAAGACUUAAGAGAGUAAACUGGUUUUGUUAUGUUAACCUAUGUAUAGGAAAACCGAACUGGGACCAGGGGCCAGGGGGUCCUAUUUUGCAGGAACCAGAAUCAGUUUUGGCUGAAUUUGGUUACCAGUUCGGGUUCGUAAUAUUAAAAAGCGGGUGCUGGUUCGAUCCUUUAGUCACCUGAUUGUGGUCAUGUCCCGUUUUGAAACAGGAUCCUACCUUAGCUUGUCUACUUGCACUUAUAAUUUGAUUUCUUGUGAUCCUGCUCUCGUUCCUUCUCUUGAAACUUGAAAGGGGAUAUUCUGUUCCCAGAAUGAGCUCUGUUCCAAACUGUCUUUCCAAAAUGAGUCUGCACACAAUUGGAAGGACUAGAAGAACCAGAACGUGUUGAUUAUAUAUUGUGGGAUAUGUUUUCCAUGACAAGUACUUUUAUAAAUAAUUCAGAAUCACACUAUGUUUGUAACAAAACAGUGAAACACAAUGUAAUAAAUGAAGUGUAAAAACAUUACGAAUCCAGUAUACAGUUUGUGCAAUCCUAUU
Messenger RNA from Cuscuta epithymum, 3270 nucleotides. Lineage: Eukaryota; Viridiplantae; Streptophyta; Magnoliopsida; Solanales; Convolvulaceae. The record is from the annotation of a GenBank genome assembly.